AUGUUGUUGCUCAAGAUCUUUACCGCCCUCUUCUUCUACAUCACCUCCAUCGUCUCUGCAGCAGACACAAAUGCAUGGAAGUCACGCAGCAUCUACUUUGUCCUGACGGAUCGUAUUGCUCGCAGCAGCAGUGACACGGGUGGCUCAGCUUGCAGCAACCUCGGCAACUACUGCGGUGGAACUUUCAAGGGCCUCGAGUCUAAGCUCGACUACAUCAAGGGACUUGGAUUCGAUGCCAUCUGGAUUACCCCCGUCGUCUCAAACAAGGCUGCUGGAUACCAUGGCUACUGGGCCGAGGACUUGUAUGCCGUCAACUCAAACUACGGCACUGCUGCCGACUUGAAGAGCCUGGUCGCCGCUGCCCAUGCCAAGGGCAUCUACAUGAUGGUCGACGUUGUCGCAAACCACAUGGGUCCUGGAGCAAUCACAAACAACCGCCCUGAACCUCUCAACCAAGCGUCCUCAUACCACACCGCUUGCAACAUCGACUACAGCAACCAAAACAGUGUUGAGAUAUGCCAAAUUGCCGGACUUCCCGACAUCAACACCACCAAGAGCGAGAUACGCACGCUCCUCAACACCUGGGUCAACUGGCUCGUAAAGGAGUACAGCUUCGAUGGCGUCCGCAUCGAUACCGUCAAGCACGUCGAAAAGGACUUUUGGCCUGGCUUCUCCGCCGCUACCGGCGUCUACAACAUUGGCGAGGUAUUCGACGGAAACCCAAGCUACCUUGCCGAGUACGCCAAGCUCAUGCCCGGUCUCCUCAACUACGCAGUCUACUACCCGAUGAACAACUUUUACCAGCAAAAGGGCUCUUCCCAGGCGCUUGUCGACAUGAUGAACACUGUUAGCAACACCUUCCCCGACCCAGCCGCCUUGGGAACCUUCCUCGACAACCACGACAACAAGCGCUGGUUGAAUGUCAAGAACGACCAGACCCUGCUCAAGAACGCUCUCGCCUAUGUCAUUCUUGCACGUGGUAUCCCAAUCUUGUACUAUGGUACCGAGCAGGGAUAUGCUGGUGGUGACGACCCAGCUAACCGAGAGGAUCUGUGGCGCAGUGGCUUCAACACCAACGCCAACCUCUACCAAGCCAUCAAGAAACUGACCGCCGCCCGACAGGCUGCUGGUGGUCUCGCAGGAAACGACCAUGUCCACCUGUACGUCGCUGACACCGCCUACGCCUGGAGCCGUGCCAACGGCAACCUGAUUGUCCUCACCACCAACGCUGGCGGCAACUCCAACACCCAGCACUGCUUCAACACUCAAAAGGCCAACGGCCGCUGGACCAACGUCUACGGCAACGGUGCCACCGUCACUGCCGAUGGCAACGGACAAAUCUGCGUCUCCGUCACAAACGGCGAGCCCGUUGUCCUCCUCGCCGGUUCCGCUACUCCCACCACUGGCACCACCCUCACCACUCGUACCACCACCGCCACAUCAACUUCAUGCCCCACCGCCGUCUCUGUCUCCUUCACCCACCGCGUCACCACCGUCCCCGGAGACACCAUCAAAAUCACUGGCAACACCGCCCAACUCGGUAACUGGACUCCCGCCAACGGCCUCACCUUGUCCGCAGCUAGCUACACCUCCAGCAACCCCAUCUGGACUAUUACCGUGCCACUGGCUGCUGGAUCCUCCAUCUCGUACAAGUUUGUCAAGAUCAACAGUGGAGGAACUGUCACUUGGGAGAGUGAUCCUAACCGGUCGUACACCGCGCCAAGCUGCCAGGCGAGUGCUAGUGUGAAUAGUUCGUGGCAAUAG
This is a messenger RNA of Bipolaris oryzae ATCC 44560, 1764 nucleotides long. Its product is annotated as carbohydrate-binding module family 20 protein. Gene Ontology annotation, molecular function: alpha-amylase activity; cation binding; starch binding. NCBI's taxonomy places the organism in Eukaryota, Fungi, Ascomycota, Dothideomycetes, Pleosporales, Pleosporaceae. The record is from RefSeq and is a predicted model, not a curated record. Bases 1 to 1764 code for a protein of 587 amino acids. The transcript is spliced from 3 exons. Gene Ontology annotation, biological process: carbohydrate metabolic process.